Messenger RNA from Odontomachus brunneus, 742 nucleotides. It is a transcript of the gene HINT1, whose product is annotated as histidine triad nucleotide-binding protein 1. Gene Ontology annotation, cellular component: cytoplasm; nucleus. NCBI's taxonomy places the organism in Eukaryota, Metazoa, Arthropoda, Insecta, Hymenoptera, Formicidae. Gene Ontology annotation, biological process: purine ribonucleotide catabolic process. Bases 157 to 630 code for a protein of 157 amino acids. The transcript has 2 exons. The record is from RefSeq and is a predicted model, not a curated record. Gene Ontology annotation, molecular function: hydrolase activity.
GAGAGACGUAUGUCUCAACUGUUAUACUGACCCGAAACUAACCCCGAAUAUUUUUCCCUAAGCACUUAGUCACUAUUGCCGAACUAUCAUAUAAGUGAUAAUAAUUGUGCAAUUGUUUAUGACAACGAAUAUGUGUUUAUAACAACGGUGAUCGACAUGAAAUUAUUAACACAUUUCGCUAUAAAUGCUUGCAGACAUAUAGGAUACCGCGGAGUCAUCUUACCUACUUCCUCUCGCUAUUCAAGAAAAAUGGCGACUGAGGUGGAGAAGGCACAAUCCGCCGCUCCAAGCGGUGAUACGAUAUUUGGGAAAAUAAUACGUAAGGAGAUCCCAUGUGUGUUUCUUUACGAAGAUGACAAGUGUGUUGCAUUUAAUGAUAUAAAUCCUCAAGCACCUGUGCAUUUUCUGGUGAUUCCAAAAAAGCCAAUCCAGCAACUGUCCAAGGCCGAAGAUGAGGAUAAAGAUUUACUUGGUCACUUGAUGAUAGUUGCUCGUACAGUUGCUAAACAGAAAGACUUGAAAGAUGGAUAUCGUUUAGUUAUUAACGAUGGAAAAAAUGGUGCGCAAUCUGUAUAUCAUCUACACUUGCAUGUUCUUGGUGGUCGGCAGUUGCACUGGCCACCUGGUUAACACCAUAUUGUUGAUGUGAUUAAAUACAUAAAGAUGACUCUUCAGUGAAGCAUCGUUUUACUAAAAACAAUGUUAUUUUAUGAAAAACUCUAUAAAAUAUUCUAUUGCAUAA